UUUCUUCGGACACCGUUCUGGUCUUCCUAGAAACGUAUAUAUGAUCCAAUUCGCUUUGCAGAAAAUCGGAGAAGAUGGUGGCAAUUUCGCUCUACAGAGGGAAUCUGCAUAGAGUCCCCGACGUGACUCGCAGAUGGCUCAUGCCAAACCCUAAAAUUUCUCUCAAAGAUUUCAAGUCCCUUCUAUUGCGUCGUUCCAAGGCCCUUUCUCUCCUUCAUACUACCACCACCUCCUCCAAUCCGAACCCAAGCCCUAACCCUAACCCUAACUCUCCCCCUAAAGCUUAUACUGAUGCUCCUACAGUUAACGGGUCUAUUCUUUGUGUUCAAUCUGAAGCUAUAAAGGUCAGUGAGAAUGGAGAGGGGCCUUCACGGAAGGACGAAGAUCACAAGGAAUCGGAACCUCUUGGUCCUUUUUUAGAUUCCAAGACUAAAUUACCGGAGAAAGCUUCUGAACCUGUCGAUGGUGGUGCGACUUCAAUGGAAAAUCAGAUUGUGCCGAUCAGAGACAAGGAGGAUUUGUCAAGUGACAAAGAGAAAAGGAGGAGGGAAGUUGAAGAUAAGUUACAAAUUUUGAAUGCGAAGAAACAUAAUUUAGUACUGGUGUUGAAACAGAUAUUGAAUGCAGAGGAAGAGUUGAAAAGACAAAGCAGUAUUCAAGGGACUGCGAUGCGCCCUUCUGUGCCACUUCAAGCAGAUGGAACAAAUGAUACUGGAUCAAUGGGUAAACACGGGGCUCCAAGGAUCAGUUCAGAAGCAAAUCUAGGUGAUGAUGUGGAAGGGGUUGCAGCUGAUGAUCUUGCAAAUCAUAGUAUUCAUUCUCGCCACAUGCUUCGCACAAGUAGCAUGUCACCUUCUUCAGAUUCACCACUUAGGAGGACUCCGACUGUUCAGCAAAAUGCGGUUUCACAUCUGCCUCGAGCAAACUUGGGUACCACGGCUAGUCCAUCCCGCUUUGCACUGUCAGGACAUCAAACGAAUCCCGUGAACCCACCUUCAGUAUCUGUAUCAGGAAUAAGUUAUAUUGCAUCGUCCCCUUCCCCAGCGGCAUCCGGUGGCACUUCAGUUUUCAAAGAUGCUCGGCAGCCAAGCCCCUGGAACUAGGAUUUUGGUUUGAAACUUGGAGACCUUAUUUCUGUAUCCUCAUGGUGUCAUGCGCUUUCCGGAAUCAGAAAUGGACUAAGUCUAGCCAUACCUCUGUCUGUCAGAAGUGAGAAUUCUCUGCAUUGUUAGCUUACCCAACUUGAAGGACUGCUUCUCAUCGGAGAGUGAAAAAUACAAGGUCAAUCCCAUCCUUUUAAAAGUUAAUGUAACAUGCUGUCCUCGUUGUCUGGAAUCCUAGUUUUGUAUUCACCUAUGAACUCGUGUCAAAUUAAGAUGUGGGCGUGUGGUAGACUGUAGACCUGUAUUGUAAAUUGUUUAUGGAAAAUAGGAAGAUAUAUCGAAGCGUCAACCUCAUUCCUGUA
This is a messenger RNA of Prosopis cineraria, 1465 nucleotides long. RefSeq lists its product as uncharacterized. Lineage: Eukaryota; Viridiplantae; Streptophyta; Magnoliopsida; Fabales; Fabaceae. The transcript has 4 exons. The coding region runs from base 75 to 1103 and encodes 342 amino acids. The record is from RefSeq and is a predicted model, not a curated record. Gene Ontology annotation, cellular component: chloroplast.